AGGGGUGUGGCCUUUAUUUUACUGUCUAUUGGUUUGUCUUUCACUUCCUGGAAGCGAGGUCACAUCAAAAGAAGAAGUUCUCUUUAAUUCUCAUUCUAGUCAGUGUUCACACCAAAGACUGACUGCCAUUGGAGGCUGGAGAGCUGGCUGCUGUAAGGUAUUAAAAGACACUUUGUGCAUCACGUUAAUCCACUCAGCAGUUUCUUGGCUGGUUCAAACAUGUGUGAUCUCAGUCAAGACAGCAAUUUGGACUUGGAGACGGAUCACAUGGCUGAUUUUUCCCUGAUGAACAGUCGCUUGGACUCAUUCCGUGGCUCCAGCCUGGCCCGGCAAGUAUCUGCAGAAAGAUUGGCCCGGGCUGGCUUCUACUUUACUGGCUAUGCCGAUCGCGUCCGCUGUUUCAGCUGCAGGAAGACUGUGGAAAACUGGUCCAUGGGAGACACUCCUGUAGAAAGGCAUAUAGAGGUUUCCCCAUCAUGCAGGUUUCUCAGCUGCACCCACCGCACCAAUUUCAACCGGAGUUGUGACACCAGACUGACUAACGGUUCCACCUACAAUGAAGACGCAGAAGACAUGGAAUAUCGUUUGAGAACAGGAGAGGUGGUUGAUGAUUCCACUUACCCAAUGGCCCCUCACAUGAGGAGUGAGGAGGCCCGGCUUCAGACCCUCUCUUCUUGGCCCUCUACUGCUCCUGUGAGAGCCAGAGAUCUGGCCCAGGCCGGCCUCUUCUACUUAGGGGAGAGCGACCGGGUGCAGUGUUUCUGCUGUGGUGGCAUGCUGGGUAGCUGGGAAGCAGGGGACAACCCCUGGGCAGAACAUACUAAACAUUUUCCCUACUGCUUCUUCAUCCUCGGGCACGAUGUGGGCAACAUCCCAUUACAGGAGGGUACAGUGGAGGAGGAGUGCAGCAGUAGACAACAUGUCUCUAUGGGGAGAUUGGAGGAGAGGCUUGGUAGCUUUGCAGGAAUCCAGCACCCUAUUGACCAUAAGAGGCUUGCCAUAGCUGGCUUCUACAGUGCAGGGCCAGGGGACAGGGUGUUGUGUUUCCACUGUGGUGGAGGUUUGAAAGGCUGGCAGAGGGGGGAGGACCCUUGGGAAGAACAUGCCAAACACUAUCCUGGAUGCAGCUUCCUGUUGGCAGAAAAAGGACAAGAAUUUGUCAACAGCAUCCAGCUACAAGACCCACGACGAACUAGAGCUACUUCAAGUCUUCAGAAUGGACUUUCAGGACAUGGGAAUGAGGUGUCUGCCAUGGCACAGAAGGCCAUAGGGAUGGGUCUAGAGCCCAGUGUGGUGGAAAAGACCAUCUUGGAGCACGUCAGUAGGACAGGUUCAGGCUACUUAACCCUGGAAGCGCUUAUCGAGGACUGUCUCGAAAACACACCAGAGAGUGAUGCUGCAAAGACACUGGAGAAAGAUGAGGAUCCAUUGGAGAAACUACGGAAGCUGCAGAGGGAAAAGCAGUGCAAAAUAUGUAUGGACAGAGAUAUUUGUAUUGUGUUCAUUCCAUGUGGUCAUCUGGUCACUUGUAAGGAGUGUUCAGAGUCGCUCAUAAAAUGUCCAAUUUGCUGUGGAGCCAUAACACAGAAGCUCAAGACCUAUAUUGCAUGAGGGAAUCAUGGACUCUUUGCAAACAUCUACGCUGCUUUUGCGCUAUCUUUAUAAUAUUGUAUUUUAAUAGUAAAUGUAGAUAGUCUGUGAUAUAUAUUACAGGACCAUGUUGUUUGUAUGAAAAUGAAGGAAUGAGUAAAUGUCACAAGACAGAAUAUUUUCACAAUCAUUGAGAUUGUAAAUAGCUGUUCAUAUUGAGAUAGAAUAAUAUAAAUAACUGAUGUUGAUUUUAUAGGUCUUUUUCAUGAGUACUGCAAUUUGUAAAUACACACUAAAUGACAAUUACCAUUUUUGCAUAAGUCUUUCUUGCCAAAGGUGCCUUUCUUUAGGUUUAUGCAUUUGUUUUGUUUUACUUUGGACAGGGCAAUUGAACCACACAUGAGAUGUGAUAUAAGUUGGUUUUGUACACCUGUGUCCCAUAAAUCUAUACUGUCUAGUGUAACAAUGAACUAAUUUCUCUCAAUGUGUGGUGCUCUGUAUUGUAAUUUAUACUGGUAGAUCAGUAAAUACAUUAAAACUUGGCUUAAUAACUGACUAAAUCAACUCUAAUUUAGGGCCAGCAAUUAAUGACUGUGGUGUGAAAUUAUUUUAACAUUAUAUCAUGAACUCUGUGGUGUCGAGGAAAUAAAUUUCAAUGUUUGAAAUGCUUGAAAAA
Molecule: messenger RNA, 2266 nt
Organism: Etheostoma spectabile (orangethroat darter)
Lineage: Eukaryota; Metazoa; Chordata; Actinopteri; Perciformes; Percidae
Gene: xiap
Product: X-linked inhibitor of apoptosis
Exons: 8
Coding region: 220-1611 (463 amino acids)
Biological process (GO): regulation of cell cycle; positive regulation of protein ubiquitination; positive regulation of canonical Wnt signaling pathway
Cellular component (GO): cytoplasm; nucleus
Molecular function (GO): ubiquitin protein ligase activity; cysteine-type endopeptidase inhibitor activity involved in apoptotic process
Source: RefSeq, a predicted model, not a curated record